AUGGAUCAGAAUGAUUCUACAUUUCAAGACAAAUUAGAAGAUACUUCUGAUAGUAUAUUAAAAUAUAAUUCGGAUUCUAUGUCGGUUAUGCCUUUUGAAUCUUCAGCUUUAUAUAACGAAUAUUCAAUGUCGUUUCCUAAUCUUGAGCGUUGUAAAAGG
Molecule: messenger RNA, 159 nt
Organism: Racocetra persica
Lineage: Eukaryota; Fungi; Glomeromycota; Glomeromycetes; Diversisporales; Gigasporaceae
Source: the annotation of a GenBank genome assembly